AUGCCGAAGCCGAAUCCAGUGUCUGCAUCCGAGCUCUCAGCAGCUAAAUCGAUAGUCCUCGCCGCUCACUGUGCCUCCUCCGCCGAACUCAAAUCCCUCCGAAGUUUAUUCUUCCUGCACCCAUCCACGUUUUCUAAAGAGAUGCAAUUGCGUGUGCUUCUGUGCCUACCAGAAACUACGAAGCCUGAUCUGUACGUUCCCUUAAUCAAAGGCGAACCCGGGGAGAGUGCUACGGAGGUGGAUACCGCCGCCGUAUCGAAGAUCUCGGAAAAGACAGCAAAUAAGAGGGUGAAGGAGCUGCCGACGCUCACAUUACUUGAGAGUGAGAGGACGAGUGACGAGGGCAUGCUGUUGUCGUACUUGGUCUGUCGGGCGUGGAAUAUUGAUCGGGAGACGGGCGCGCUGUCGAUCGUUAUCGAGCUGUUGUCACCCUUUGUUGGGGUGGUCAUGGGCAUCGAUAAGUACCUGGAGGGUAUCGUUGAGGUUUUGGCGAGACUGACGUAUGAUUACGCUAGUGAAGAUGUGGGAACAGGUGAAGAGGCUGAGGAUGGGGGAGGAAGGUUGGAGACCUUUGGAGAGUUGGAGGCGCAGGUUGGGAUCAGGUUGCUACUUGCUCGAUGUGGAGGUCGUCAAGUUGUUGAUGAUUUGAAGAGACUUGUAGGACCUUAUCUGGGUGCUAAAAGGAAUGACCGUGAGGGGUGGGAGGUUGUUUGGGAGUGGUUGAAGUGUAAAAUUGCUGAUGGGAAUUGGGGGGGUUUCGUCGAGGUUGUUACGAAGUGGGAUGGACCAGUGGGAGACCGGGAGUUGGCAGAGGAGUAUGCCAGGAUUUCAAUUGCUGGCUGCUAUGUGUGUCUGGAAACAGAACAAUUAGUGUUGGAGGGGAUGCGUGCGAUUCAUCGAAGGUGCUCGAAGUACGUUAGUGAGGAUCAGGGGUUCAAGGAUCAGAAACUUCCGGGGAAACUUGGAGAUCCGUUUGACAAGGGGAAUCCAUUAACGGCUCCUAAUGAAACUUCUCUGCAGCUUCUGGACGUGUUGAUAACGUCUGCUGGGGUCUUGUCGACCCCUCUAGCGAACGUUGCGGGAAUCAGGUUGGAAGGCUCCUACGCGGAUCAGGAAGCGUUGCUCGUGAGACAUGUCCGGAAUGGACCUAACUGGGCCAAGCAGAGCGAUGAAGAGUGGAGAAGAACGAGGGAUGGUGUUAAAUGGCUGCAGACGAAGGCCAAGGUUUUUGAUAAGUUAACAGUCGAAGAGGUAGAGAAGGUUUUACUUAGCGCUAUGCUGGCGGCUACAAAGUUUGAUUUGGUCAAGGAGAUUUAUGUCAAUGGACGGAAUGGAAGUCUUAGAAAGGGCGAUGUCGAGACAGGAAUUCUGGAUGCGUUCCAAGGAUUUUACGAUAAUGCAAGCAACGGAAAUAAGACUCGAGGGAGUAUGAAAAACGCUCUUGGCACUCUUCAAAUAUUAUACCCUCGCACGUCUAAAUCGACUGCUCUUGAACGUGCAUAUCGGUUGACUAAUGCAACACAUGCGCUAUCCCACUAUCCAUUGGCACUCGCACCCGGUAUCCCCUUACUGCCAGUGCAGAUACGGAUCCAUAGUGAUCCAGUCUCACUCGUCGCCCGCCUUUUGGACUCAACCCCGAAGAGCUUCGCCCAGUCAGAAACCCUCGUAACAAUAGCCCGGGACCUCCGCUUCGGCACCACCGGCAACGACGGCGGCAAGAAAACCGACGCCCGAGUAAUAGGAAUGUGCAUCGAAGCCGCGCUUUCCGAGGGCGACUUCGAGACAGCGCACUCCCUAGGAAUGAACCGCCUUGUAAUCAUGAUCGCUGGAAACGAGCGUAAUGUGGACGAAGACGUCGCGGACAUGGUUUGGAGAGCAUGUUUCCAGGCUGGAAGAUAUAGAUCUCCAUACGCAGCUCUAGUCGGUGAGACGGCAGCUUUUGGCGGGAAAGCUCUCAGAACGGUAGAAAUGAGGAUGGAACUUCUCGCUCAGGCGUUGCGUUUCUGCCCUCCGUCCGCACUUGCGGAGGUCCUUGCCUCAUGGCGUAGAUGCGAAGAAGAAAUGUUGAUUGGCUUAAAAGAAGAGGAGGAGGAAGAGAAGCGCGAAGCAUACUGGAGUAGUAAUAAUAAUAGCGGAGGAAACACCAGCACUAUUUCCUCCGCAUCCAGGGGGGAAGACGACGAAACACCAAUGGGAUUAUUCGCCGUCGCGGCCGGUGCCGCAAAGGCUCUCCGGGGGACUGCGUUUCCACUGUCCACCCCUCGUGGGAAUCCUGCCCCUAUCGGGGAUGGCGCGGCUGCGGCGAUGGAAGAACAGAGGACCAGAAAGAGGGAUAUGGUCUCUGGGAUGGUGACUAGUGGGCUUGCUAGUGGAUUGGGAUGGGUGCUUGGUGCUCAGCCAAACGUGAACAGGGGAUAGGCUUGUCUUUUGGCGGUGGUUAUAAAGUGGGAUGGUAGAAUGGGGAAUUUACUUAGCGAUGUUUUUGAUUGCUUGAUUGUUGGUUUGGGCGUUGGUUUGGGCCGGAGUUUGAAAAAGUUGUGUGUUUAAUAGAUUAGUUUUAAGCGUAUGGUAAUUGUAGUGGUGGUUUGGUGGAGGGUGAUUGAUUGGUUUAUUGAUUGAUCGAUUGGAUGAAGUCGUGUUUGGGAUGCGGGUUACUGCCGUUGGGUUCACUGUGCAGUUGUGGAGAGUUUGAUAACUUAAGCUUUUUUUUCUACGUAUGAUACUUUGUACUGUACUAUGAUAGUAUCAUUUUUGGGGAUAGUCUAAGAAGCUAGUUCACAAAAAGUCACUCGUGAAUCUGUUCUGGGUAACGUUCGUGUUCUUGGGUUUAAUAAAAAUUUAUUUAUCCUUGUAUCGCUGA
Tuber melanosporum (Perigord truffle) is the source of this 2860-nucleotide messenger RNA. RefSeq lists its product as uncharacterized. Lineage: Eukaryota; Fungi; Ascomycota; Pezizomycetes; Pezizales; Tuberaceae. The transcript has 2 exons. Gene Ontology annotation, biological process: retrograde vesicle-mediated transport, Golgi to endoplasmic reticulum. Bases 1 to 2418 code for a protein of 805 amino acids. The record is from RefSeq and is a predicted model, not a curated record.